AUGGCCGCGCUCGAAGGUGCUGCUGUCCAGUCACACUAUAGAUUGGCCCAGGAACGGGAAUUCUACAAAUAUGUUCCGCGCGAACUUUCCGUAUCGCAUUAUGCCCCCUUCGACCAUGCCAGCGAGAAAACAUUCAUCCCGCAACCGUCGCGGGAUUCGGCCAUGACCUCCUUCGCUCAGCUAGGCGCCAUGCGUCUAGGCACCCGACGAGCCAUGAUUUCUCUAUUCGAUAAAACCCACCAACACGUCGUUGCAGAGGCAACUCGGACCUUGGGACUAAUCGGUGGGAGAAUCCGAGACGAACACGACCGGCUUCGGCUAGGUUGCUGUGUGCUCCCGAAAGAGAGGGGCAUUUGCCAGCACGUUGAAGAUUUACCCUCUAAGGAAUAUUCAGAAGCCGGCGAGGUCCUCGAAUCUUGUUCGUUGGUUGUUUUGGAUAUGACGCAGGACGAACGGUUCAGGUCACAUCAACUGCCGCACGCGUUGUCCGAUGUGCGCUUCUAUGCUGCAGUGCCUAUCGUGAGCCCUAAAGGGUUCACGAUUGGUGCCUAUAGUGUGAUGGACCAUGAACCAAGGACCUCGGGCCCAGAUCAACAUGAUCUGCAGUUUAUGAAGGACAUGGCUGCAACAAUCAUGGAACACCUGGCCAUGGAUCACUCUACUCGCAAAAGUCGCCAGGCGGAACGGAUGAUCCUCGGACUAGGAAGUUUCGUUGAGGGCAGGUCGACCCUUCGCGGAUCGUGGCGGGAAGCCAAUGCACAGUAUGCCGCCUCCGAACAGUCCGGGGAGACCACCGAGGGUCAGUUGAAUAUUCAGCAACAGGGUCUGCAACAGGUCGCCAAGGAAAAUAAUGAGAAGGACCUUGCCAUCCGCCAGCCGUCUAAGGUUCCUACCAAUGUUUCCGCGCCCUCAUCGAACAGUGAUAGCAAUACUCGAGGCAGACAACAGCCGAGCGUAGAGGUCAACAAAGCGGAUGGGUCGGUUCGAAGCGUCCUUGCGGGCGAAAGUCUACAGGAUGACUCUUUUCCGACCGGCGUCAAACACGUUUUCUCGCGCGCGGCCAACUUGAUCAGGGAGUCGAUUGGAGCCGAUGGAGUCAUGUUCCUCGAUGCGAAUAGCGAACGUUUUGGGAGUCUCGUCAAACAUAGCCGGAAGGUCUCUGGCCCCAGCUCAAAAACUCCGACAUCGAGUAGCGACGAAAGUACUGAUUCUGCGUCUUCCCAACGCAACUAUACCAAGGGUGACCAGAAGGGUGAGAAGAACAGAAAUCUUGUGUCUGAAUGCAUGGGCUUUUCGAGCUCGAGGGUGUCGAGCAUAAACGACCAGGCGAGGGCCGGUCAAGCAGUUGUGGUUCCAGAACCUCUGUUCAGCUCGUUGAUCCGGCGAUACCCCCACGGUAAGAUCUUCACUUACAACGCCAAUGGAAUGGUUUCCGAAGAUAGCGAUCCCUCACGGAAUCCGUCCGAGCCUGAUCACGCCCCGACUUCCGGGGCGCCUCGCUCCAAAGACCAACUCCUCGCCAGUAAACGGCGACGCAAGCCAACAUUCCAACAAGAUGCCAAUAGUCUGAUAAAAAUCUUCGGUGAUGCUAGAAAUAUUCUGCUUCUACCCAUAUGGGACUCGGAAAGAAACCGAUGGUAUGCCGGAACACUGGUGUGGACGAACGAUCCGGAGCGCAGUUUCACCAUUGAAAAUGAGCUCGUGUACAUCUCUGCUUUUGUCAAUAGUAUCAUGGCCGAAAUUCGUCGACUCGACGUGGAGGUGGCGGACAAGGCUAAAACCAACCUUGUCAGCAGCAUCACCCACGAGCUCCGGAACCCACUGCAUGGAAUCCUGGGCACGGCAGACAUUCUGAGUGACACCGCCAUGAAUGCUCUGCAGCAUGGUAUGGUCCAUACCAUCGAGUCGUGUGGUCGCACCCUCCUAGAUACCAUCAACAGUCUGCUUGAUCUCACGUUCAUCGACAAGUAUCAGAAGAAACGGUCUCGCAUGGGUGGGAAGUCGGGAGAGAAUCAAUCGAGUUUACCGGCCAGUUCGACCAAGGGGGGUCGCGUGCAAAGCAAAGACCGCGGCGAGAAUAUUUCUUUCUCCCACGUCAAACUGGACGCGAUUCUCGAAGAGGUCACGGAGUGUGUGUUCGCUGGAUACAGCUUUUACAAUCAUCCCGAGGCGCCGCCUCCAGCCUUGGCCGACUUUUCCUCGCGGUGGGCUGGUCCAGCGAGCACGUCGGAUCAGGUUGGCCCUCGGGCUAGCCAAGUCACGAUCAUUUUCGACAUCCAGCCAGAUACAGAAUGGGACUUCUGGACACAUGCUGGUGCUUGGCGUCGCAUCCUGAUGAAUGUUUUCGGUAAUGCGCUCAAGUACACACCCUCAGGCUACAUCUACCUUGGGUUGAAGUCAUCCCAGAGGGAAGCGCCGAAGGAUCAAGGAGAGGAAUUUGAGGUUACUCUUACAGUGAAGGACACUGGGAAGGGUAUUGGGCCCGAAUAUUUGCAAAGCGACCUCUUCACUCCGUUUAAGCAAGAGGAUUCACUUGCGUCUGGGAGCGGAUUAGGACUGAGCAUUGUUCGCCAGGCUGUUGGAUUGCUCGGCGGCUCAAUCGAAAUUGAAUCCACAAAGGGAGUUGGCACUCAGCUCUCGAUUCGGACACCACUCACCCCGUCACCUGGUCCAGACACUUCGUCUACGUCUAGUUCACCACGGAAACAUACUCAGGGAAAAACAAUCGGACUCCUAGGGUUCGGGUCAUCUCUCCGCUCUCAACGAGACACCGUCUUGUACUCAUCUUUGGAGCGGCUGUGUCGGGACUGGUUUGAUAUGGAGGUGACAAGCGUAUCUUCCCUAGAGGGCGAACACGUCUCCUUUGACUUUUACUUGGCUGUCCAGACGGAAUUAGACUCUGAGCAUGUUGAAGGAAGAAACCUGUUCGACUUCAAACCAGGUCUCACCAACGGGGAUGGUCGCAGCUCACCGGUUGUGGUAAUUUGUCAGUCCCCCGAGGAAGCACACAGAAUGUUCGUUGCAGCCAAGAACCGGGGCGAAACACCUCUCUUCGAGUUUAUUAGCCAGCCAUGUGGACCCCGGAAACUGGCUCGGGCAUUGGAUAUUUGUAUAAAACGACAACUCGACCAACAAUCUGGUCGGCCUAAUACUGAUGAGCCGACUCGCUGGGUAGAAAUGCCCGAGUCCUCCUAUCUACCAUUAGACAUUACAGCUUGUGAUCCACCUAAAGAUAGGAUGAAGAUUGGUAAGCGGCCAACAACGGAGACAAUGCGCAGUCCAGAAAGUCAGAUUUCUCGAUCCCCGUCCCACAAGGGAAAUUUGGAAGACGAUGCACAUGCCGCCCAGCCGACCUCGCCUUCUAAGGUAGAGGCGGAACCAGAGACUCCCGGACCAUCCGUCCUUCUGGUUGAUGAUAAUGAUGUGAACCGCCAAUUGCUUUGUGCCUACACAAAGAAGGACAAUCAUCAUUAUAUGACAGCCAAGAACGGGGCAGAGGCAGUUGAAGUAUAUAAAGCACACCAUGGAAAGUUUCGGGUUGUUAUCAUUGACAUCUCAAUGCCCGUCAUGGAUGGCCUUGAAGCGUCCCGGCAAAUACGUCGCUUAGAGAAAGAGUAUCGAGCCAAGAUGACUGAAUCGGAACAACAAACAAUGCCCCCCACAAUCAUCGCCGCUUUGACUGGGCUCGACAGUGUUGAAGCCCAGAAGGAGGCAUUUGGUUCGGGCGUCGACACUUUCCUUGUCAAGCCAGUCAAACGCCCGGAGUUGCAGGCUAUUCUACGGCGAAUGAACGUAGAGUGA
Penicillium psychrosexuale is the source of this 3801-nucleotide messenger RNA. Its product is annotated as hybrid sensor histidine kinase/response regulator. The transcript is spliced from 3 exons. Gene Ontology annotation, biological process: protein autophosphorylation; phosphorelay signal transduction system. Gene Ontology annotation, molecular function: protein binding; histidine phosphotransfer kinase activity; phosphorelay sensor kinase activity. The coding region runs from base 1 to 3801 and encodes 1266 amino acids. The record is from RefSeq and is a predicted model, not a curated record. NCBI's taxonomy places the organism in Eukaryota, Fungi, Ascomycota, Eurotiomycetes, Eurotiales, Aspergillaceae.